CCACCUGCACAGCCAGGAGUCGCUGCGCGCCGCCGCCGCCUUCCCCUUCCGCGCCGCCGACGUCCUGCUCGUCUCCUACCCCAAGUCCGCACGAAUUAAGAAGAUCAAAACUCCUCCAGGAGGGUCGGUGAGACGGACCCAGGACGGCACAGGCGCCGGCCAGCCUGCCCUAGGCACAGCUGCCUUCUGCUGCCAACUUGCGGCGAGGGGUUCCGCAGACAGAUUGCAUCCGGUCUCGGGGCACCCUUACAGGCUUCACGUGCAGCGGCCAGCAGCCUUAAAAGUCAUAAGGACCGGGAGGAUUUGGGUGGAGUGCCUGACAUUCUGUUUGUUUGGGUUUUUAUUCUGCCCUCCCGCACCAGCAGGCUCAGGGCGGAUCACAUUUGUAAACUUUAAAAUUACAACCACAUUUUAAAACAUAACAGGUAUAGAAUAAAUAUUUUAAAACAACUGGAAGCUGCAAACCAGUUCAUUAAUCCAUUUCCAACCGUCAUUGAGAAACAGUUUAAGAAGAAGGAAACUUCUUUUAGGGAGGUGGUCAGAACCUUCGCUCAAGCGGGCAAAGAGCAUCGCAAGGCAGCCUGCGGCCCCGGGAACACGGGCGCUUCCGCCUCUGCUCGCUGCAUCCUGUAGAUGUGCACCUGAGCUGCACCUUCUCCCACACUAACAUGGGUCCUGGGGUGGCUCUAGCCAGGCUGACAGUUUGCCAUGCCGGCAGGUUCCUGUUCCAGCCUGCUGUCCGUGGGCAGGUGUUGCUCUGCCCCUGCCAGCUGGGUGAGCCUAAGAGAGUAACAGAGCACUGUGUGGGAACCGGUCGUGCUGGCCCCGCCUGCUGCAUGCUUGCACCGAGCAGGAAGAUUUUGCCAGAGAGCCGUUCAUUGAGGAGCGUCCCUGCUAGAAAGGAUCCACAAGGGAAGGCAUGGGAGUUUGGGUCCCACUGGGGAGAAAGGCGGGGUGUAGAGGAAGUAAGCUAGGGUUGCCAACCUCCAGGUAGAGGCUGGAGAGCUCCUGGAAUUACAGCUGAUCUCCAGGCUUCAGAGAUCAGAUCCCCUGGGGAAAAUGGUUGGUUUGAAGGAUGAGCACUGUGGCAUUAUACUCCUCUGAGGUCCCUCCCCUCCCUAAACUCUGCUGUCCACCCCCCAAAUCUCCAGGAAUUUCACAACCAGGAGCUGGCAACCCUAGGGGGUCGGGUGGAGGUGGAUUCUGCAGCCAGAGCAGCAGAGUUCACGCCAGUCUUCCAGGACGGUUUACAUUUUUCAGCCUUGGUCUCCUGGGCCAUCUGGCAUCUUUUCAAAUUAAUAACCACACCUUCUGAUUGUAGUGUAGUAUGUGCGUGGGUUUAUAUAUUGCUGCUGGUUGAAUUCAGCAUUUUAUACAUUUGACACAGUAAUCCUUGAACUGCUUCAAUUUGCCAGCAAUUGGGAGUUGUCCUUUAUGCCUACUCUAUGUGGAGCCCCUCUUUUUUUGAUGGGCUCUUGUUUCUUCAUUUGCGGUCUGCAGUGUGACUCAACGCUCCCGUGCCUUGGCAUGCAGGCCCACUUUUUGCUAUUUGUAGUGUAUAACUCUUCCACUUGACUGUAACACUUCCCUGUGGCGGGGCAUGGAGGGAAAUGGCUGUAGCUGACAAAAACUCUGCCACAAUUAAGCCACUCGCCUUUAAGCUGUCCAAAGACUCUUCGCCAUUUCUAGCGGCAGUUUUAACGCAUGAACCUGAAAACAGCAAUCUGUGAAAGACCUUUUAUUUGAGAACAGAAGCAAGCUCAGAAUAAACAAAAAUUCACAGAGGCACAGAGAUACAUUGAGUUUCACAGCUAUGGACUCUCAACUCGACUGGCCUAGGAAUCCGGCAAGUUGUCAGUGCCAUACACAUUUUCAGCACACAUUAAAUACCGUUGCAGACCAAAGAACUCUGAUGUAAGGGCAGUGAUAAACCACAGUUUUUCUUCACCUCUGGAGCUCAGAUCAGAACUGCAAGUUCACUUAUUUAUCACGCCGUCCUGGCUGUUUGGUUAGAAACUCCACAUCUCUGGUUUAGGACAGAACAUGAGAGUUGCAGUCUCUGGUGUCAUGUGACAGGCAUUUUACAGGACAAGGAAGACGUCACAAAGAAAGAAAAAUGUAUUAUAAUAAACUGGCCACAUCAUCUUGAAGAAGCAAGCUCAGAACGGCUUCCCCCCUUCCUCCCGGCCCCCUUUCCUGGCCCUAACUCAGCAGUGCUGGUCACCACACCUGGGAGCUGCCCGAUCAAACUGGUUUGGAGAGGGCUGGAGCCAGCCUGCCCGGAGGCAAGGGAAAGGAUGUGAAGGAGGCCCUUCGCUCCCCAGCAGGGAGAACUGUGGGAAGGCAGCUCCCCAGCGCCUCGGAGCAGCUCUGUACUGGCUGGCUAGGGUGGGAGCAACUCCCCCCCCCAGCCUGCUACUGAUCCUUGCAAGACAAAGAGCAUUCCUACCGGGUGUGUGUGGGGUGGGCGGGCUUUGCUUCUUUUUUGACCAGAGGGAAUUUCUGCAGCUGCAACUUUUCCUUCCCGGAGCAUCGCAGGAGACACCUGGCAGAAUUUCCUCACCAGGGUGCCACAGACCAGGCUGGGGCCAGAUGUGAAGGGGGCGGAGGCUGGGAAGGGGCCAGGAUCUGGUCUGGUUUCAGCUGGGGGGGGCCACUCGUACCAAGUCCCCGUGGGAGGAGGUGCCGUGCAUGGGCAGAGGGCUGUUUUUGCCUCAGCCAGCAACACCUUUCGUCAGGCCUCAUACGGCUGAUCUGGGGGAGGAAGGAAGGAACGUGGUGUCAGGGGGAAACCAAAGUGUCGGGGGAAGCGUCUGCACUGUGCUUCUAGGGGCUCUUGCUUUUGCUCAGAGAGCGAGCGCAGUUGUGCUCGGGCCCUUUUCAGCCUUGCUCUCCAGCCCUGACCUUUCGGUGUGCCCUGUCUGGUUUGCAUUUCUCUGAAGUUUCCAUGUGGGAGGGGGGCGGGGUUGAUGACUUGCUGUGUUCACUUAAUCAUUUCCUACAACGAUGUAGAGGGGAGGGUGCCCUCAAAGCCAGCCCGGAAUGACCUUUACUGACGGAGGGUCCCUCCGGCAUGGUUGCGUCUGCUUCAGGGCUCUGCCGCUGCCCUCUUUCCUAGGCACCACGUGGAUGCAGGAGAUUCUGACCUUAAUCAACAGCAAAGGAGACCCGGAACCAGCCAAGACGGUGCCCAACUGGGCCCGGGCCCCCUGGCUGGAGCAUAUCUACUUCAAGGAGGUUCUCCAAGAGACUGAAGGACCACGCCUUUUCACCACCCAUCUGCCCUGCCAGGUGUUGGCCGCUGCCCUGAAGAAAGCCAAGCCCAAGGUGAUCUAUGUGGCCAGGAACCCCAAAGACGUGGCCGUGUCUUUCUACUACUUCUCGAGGAUGGCCAACUUUUUCCCGGACCCUGGCUCCUUUGAUGACUUCCUCCUUCGUUUCUUGGACGGCACUGUGCACUAUGGAUCCUGGUUCGAGCAUACCAAGGGCUGGCUUGGCAGCCAGAGGGAGCUGGACCUCUUCUGCAUCACUUAUGAGGAGCUGCACCAGGACCUGCGGGGCUCUCUGGAGCGCCUGAGUGCCUUCCUGGGCUGCUCCCUCCAGCCAGGCCAGCUGGACGCCAUCCAGGAGCACAGCAGCUUUGCCUCCAUGAGGGAGAACGCCAUGGUGAACUGCUCGCUCAUCCCUCCAGAGGUCCUGGAUCCCAGCAAAGGCCAGUUCAUGAGGAAAGGUAUUGUUGGGGACUGGAAGAACCACUUCUCCCCGGAGCAGAACAGUCUCUUCAACAAGCGGUACCAGCAGGAGAUGGAGGGCUGCAACCUCACCUUCCAGGGGUUCAUGGACUGACGGACGGCAGGGCCUCCCGUUCUGAAAGCCCAAUCCUGCCUGCGGAGGGAGGUCUUUAGCCGUGCAGAACCACCUGCUUCCACUGGCCGCAGAGAUCUUCCUCCGCCCUGCUUCCUAAGAGCCUUUCGCUGGGGGUGGCUGAAACUCAGUGAGGCUGGCCAUCAUCCCGGCGUCUCUUUGCAGGGGGAGGGAAUAGGGGCUGUGUGCUGCACGAACUCCCAGCGACCUCUCAGGUUUCCUCUCCUACAGGUGUUGCCAAAGAAUUCUCCCAGGUGCUGACAGUUGGCUUUGUUUCCCCCUUUUUGGAAGGUGGGCAGCUGGUUUUCUGCAAUUCUAGAGUGGCUCAGCUGCCAAAAGGUCACGUUCAAAGCCAGCUCCACUUUGCCACCAAUACCUGGUUCCUUGCCCCAGAGUACCCCUUGGGCUUCUUAGCAGGGGACAACAACUGGCUCUUGCUGGCUUCCCCACAACCUCUUUGUGGGAUUGGGGGGAAGAGGAGGCAGAGAGCAGCUGGAAGGCAUAGUGUACAUCUGCAAAACUGACCCGGUUUAGCAUCAGGCACGGGUUGGGUAAGGCUGGUACUGGAGGAGCCAGAUGUCAGCUGCACUUUGACUGCAAAAGGAGAAAUGGUGGUCUCCAAUGAGCAUUCCGGGAGGGCCAAAUAAUUCCCCAGGGGUGGCUGCUGCUGUUGGAAUUAAGAACAACAGGCAGGUCUCCACAAGGAUUUUUUGAUCGGCUUCACCAAGGCCAUACCCCUGAUAACGAUUCUGUUUUGCACUCACACAUUUUGUCUACUGAAGGUUAAACUAGAUGAGACACCCGCGUGCCCUCUCAGCAUUUCUAAAGCAGGAGUGGAGCCCUGUAGGAGGGAGGUGGGAGAUGGGUUAAUAAUUCUGCCACACCUCCCCAUGUGGCUUUGCCUAUUGAAACCCCCCCCCCCCCCAAAUCUGUGUUUGGGUCCUGGUUGCUGGGAGCAAGCGAGACUCGCAAAUGGUUUAAAUGAUAUUAUAGAUUGAAUAUAUUCGCCUUGAAAGAAAAAGAAGAAAACAGUAUUCCUCCCUACAGAUUCCCCCAUUUAGGUUUCCCCAACAUUUUUAAAAAGUUAGUCACAGAUCUCUGUUUCGAUGCCACGCAUCUACCUACGAGGCACACACGGCUGUACUUCAGAUUCAAUAAACUGCUUGCUCAGCGCCA
Messenger RNA from Eublepharis macularius, 5040 nucleotides. Its product is annotated as sulfotransferase 2B1-like. NCBI's taxonomy places the organism in Eukaryota, Metazoa, Chordata, Lepidosauria, Squamata, Eublepharidae. The record is from RefSeq and is a predicted model, not a curated record. Bases 3043 to 3846 code for a protein of 267 amino acids. Gene Ontology annotation, cellular component: cytoplasm. Gene Ontology annotation, biological process: sulfation. Gene Ontology annotation, molecular function: sulfotransferase activity. The transcript is spliced from 6 exons.